Messenger RNA from Spea bombifrons (plains spadefoot toad), 1117 nucleotides. It is a transcript of the gene MCHR1, whose product is annotated as melanin concentrating hormone receptor 1. Gene Ontology annotation, cellular component: neuron projection; membrane. Gene Ontology annotation, molecular function: melanin-concentrating hormone receptor activity; neuropeptide binding. The transcript is spliced from 2 exons. NCBI's taxonomy places the organism in Eukaryota, Metazoa, Chordata, Amphibia, Anura, Pelobatidae. Gene Ontology annotation, biological process: neuropeptide signaling pathway. Bases 1 to 1083 code for a protein of 360 amino acids. The record is from RefSeq and is a predicted model, not a curated record.
AUGGAUUUACAGGCACAACCUGGGGAAGAUAUUCAUCUCCAAGACAACACUUCACGGAUAUUCCACAACUUUUCUUCUUUUGAUCCUAGCAGAAAUGUCACCUACGCUAAUGUCAUAAUGCCAACAGUUUUUGGAAUCAUCUGCCUGCUGGGUAUAAUUGGCAACAGCGUUGUCAUAUAUACUGUUUUCAAGAAGUCAAAAUUCCGUUGCACCAGCAGUGUUCCCGACAUCUUCAUCAUCAACCUCUCGGUGGUAGAUCUGCUCUUUCUUCUUGGGAUGCCUUUCUUAAUCCAUCAGCUUCUUGGCAAUGGGGUUUGGCACUUUGGAGAGACCAUGUGUACCCUCAUCACAGCUCUGGAUACCAAUAGCCAAUUUACAAGCACCUAUAUCCUCACCGCCAUGUCUAUAGACCGCUACCUUGCUACAGUCUAUCCAUUUACAUCGGCAAAGUACAGAAAGCCACCGAUAGCUAUUAUGGUGAUCUGCAUUCUCUGGGUACUGUCCCUUUUAAGUAUUACACCUGUGUGGAUGUAUGCUAGACUAAUCUCUCUGCCUGGAGGAGUGCUGGGGUGCGGAAUAACUCUUCCUAAUCCGGAAAGUGAUAUCUAUUGGUAUACUUUGUAUCAGUUUUUUUUGGCAUUUGCCAUUCCAUUUGCUGUGAUCUCAUUGGCAUAUAGAAGGAUUCUGCUGAAAAUGGCGACAUCCGAAGCUCUAACAGCUCAGAGGAGUUCAAGAAUCAGAACAAAGAAAGUGACCAGGACAGCUAUAGCUAUCUGCUUGGUAUUCUUUUUUUGUUGGGCUCCAUUUUAUGUCCUCCAGAUAAUUCAGCUGGUCAUGAAUCAGCCCACGUUAGCCUUUCAUUACGCUUACUGCGUAGCAAUCAGCAUGGGUUAUGCGAACAGCUGUAUUAACCCCUUCAUCUACAUCAUCCUGUGCGAGACCUUCAGGCGUAGAUUCAUUGUCUCCGUACGACCUGUAGAAGACCAUCCACAGGGUAGGAUCAGGAUGAAAUUCCGCACGGAUCCACCUUCCGGAAGCGGGCAGCCUCUACUUCAGCUUGUUCCUGUCUCCACCGGCAGCUAACCGCUCAACAUUGUUAAGAAUGUAAAUGUAACAU